This is a messenger RNA of Melampsora larici-populina 98AG31, 1026 nucleotides long. RefSeq lists its product as uncharacterized. Lineage: Eukaryota; Fungi; Basidiomycota; Pucciniomycetes; Pucciniales; Melampsoraceae. The transcript has 4 exons. Bases 1 to 1026 code for a protein of 341 amino acids. The record is from RefSeq and is a predicted model, not a curated record.
AUGGCUCCAAUCAAUUCUUCAUUGUCAGCUAUUCGUUUCGCUCGAAAACACCACGAGGUUGGCUAUAUUUAUGAAGGCGAGGUAGAUGAUCAAUGGACUGGUGCAAGUGCGCCGCACGGUGGAUAUGUUCUUGCCAUGAUUAUGAAAGCCGCCGUCCAAUCUCAAUCUGAACAAUCUUCAGGCGGAUAUGAUCAACUUGUGCCUGUCCACAUCACAGCACAUUUUCUUAACCGAUCCACCAUUGGACCCAUUCAAUUCCACAUUCACAUCAUUCGUGCAGGCCGGAAUUGGUCAACCAUAGAAGUAGCAUCGUUUCAAAACCAGCGGAAAAACGUGGUGGCGCAAGUUUUAUUUCAAAGCAGAUCGACCGCCCAAGUCUCUCAGAACGAGCCUUCGACUUCCAGGGCAUGUGAAGCGAGCAUCAAGCCGAUGACGUUACAAUCAGGACACUCUGUCUUGUGCCCGCUAAUCACUCAUCCUACUCUGACUCUGCAAACCCCGUUCGCACGCGCCUUCAAAUUUUCAACUCAAGUUCAAUGGAGUGAAGAUUUGGCAAUUAAACACAAACAACCAAUGAUCCAGAGUGCCACCCAGCCAAUUGAAUGGGCAGCUUGGCAUGAGUUUUUAGAUAAAGAUUCAAAUGUUUUCGAUCAACCUGCUUUACUUUGUUACCUUUGUGAUAUGUUUAGAAACUUUGCUCAACUCUUACCUGUAGAAGAUGGGAAGGAUCAUCCAAGUGAUCAACUUUGGUUCCCGACUCUCGUUUAUUCGGUUCGCUUCCUGACACCACCUAAUCCAAAUGAGAUUCAAGAGUUUUCUGUACGGCGUACUGGUUUGUACUUUACUAGUAAAUUCAAUGAAGCCGAUGGCGUUCACGACGCUGUGGUCGAAGUCUGGACCUCACCCAGAGAGGAUAAGCUUGCGAGCGACGUUGGAUGGAGGCAUAAACAGCGCUGUCUUGCAGUUGGUACCCAGCUAGCUGCAACAGUUCCCUCGCUGGGUUCAGAAUCACGCACCAAGUUGUGA